Messenger RNA from Carcharodon carcharias (great white shark), 4449 nucleotides. RefSeq names its product ferroxidase HEPHL1-like. Gene Ontology annotation, biological process: iron ion transport. Gene Ontology annotation, cellular component: plasma membrane. Gene Ontology annotation, molecular function: oxidoreductase activity; copper ion binding. The coding region runs from base 181 to 3615 and encodes 1144 amino acids. The record is from RefSeq and is a predicted model, not a curated record. NCBI's taxonomy places the organism in Eukaryota, Metazoa, Chordata, Chondrichthyes, Lamniformes, Lamnidae. The transcript has 20 exons.
CCACAGAGCCAAAGGUUGACUGGCAUCUUCCAAAAGCUGCAGUCGCUGCCUUCUAUUUCAAGUCAACCACAUGACGCGCUGACGUGAGAAAAGGGGCGAGAGCGCAAUAUACUUGUUUGAACAUCGGCUCUGGCUUCACAAAGGCAGAAAGUGCUAAUGGAAUGAAGUACAAAUGAUCAAAUGGGUCCGGUUCACAUUCUCCUAAUUCUCAGUCUUUCCGGGAUCGCAAACUCUAUCACUCGAACUUACUACAUCGCAGUGAAAGAGGAGACAUGGAACUACGCACCCAGCGGCAUAAACGUCCUCACAAACCAAGAACUGGAACAGGAUGAGAAUGCAGCAGAGUUUCUGACAGGGGGCGAACACAGGAUUGGACGAAUAUACAAGAAGGCUAUCUAUAAACAGUUCACUGAUGAAACAUAUUCAGUUGAGGUUCCUAAACCUGACUGGCUGGGAUUCCUUGGCCCACUGCUAAGGGCAGAGGUGGAAGAUUUGAUUAUUAUUCACUUCAAAAACUUUGCAUCACGUCCCUAUUCUUUGCACCCACAUGGAGUAUUCUAUAAGAAAGAUUCUGAAGGUGCUUUUUAUCCUGAUCGUACAUCAGGUCAACACAAGAUGGAUGAUGCUGUUCCACCAGGAGGAAGCCACUUAUACACAUGGAUAGUAAAGAAAGAAUAUGCACCGACAGAUUCUGACUCCGCUUGUUUAACUUGGAUUUACCAUUCCCAUGUGGAUGCUCCAAGGGAUAUUUCCUCAGGUUUGAUUGGAGCGCUGUUAACAUGUAAGAAAGGAAUUUUGGAUGAUGUCACACUGAAACGUAAAGAUGUUGACCAGGACUUUGUCGUGAUGUUCAGUGUGGUGGAUGAGAAUCUGAGUUGGUACUUAGAUGAUAAUAUAAAUAAGUACUGCACUCUGCCAUCUUCAGUUGACAAAGAUGAUGAAGCUUUUCAGGAAAGCAACAAAAUGCAUUCUAUCAACGGCUUUCUUUUUGGAAAUUUACCCGGGCUGAACAUGUGCAGUGGUCAGUCUGUUUCCUGGCACUUGUUUUCAAUAGGAAAUGAAGUUGAUAUUCACUCAGCGUAUUUUCAUGGCCAGACUCUCAUUAACAAAGGUCAUAAAGUAGAUGUCAUUAGUCUUUUCCCAGCUACCUUUGUCACAGUACAGAUGGUUUCCAGAAAUGUUGGAAAAUGGUUGUUAAGCUGCCAAGUGAAUGACCAUAUUAAAGCUGGCAUGCAGGCGUUGUUUGUUGUGGAGGAAUGUAGGCACAAUUCUUCAGAAACUACACUUACUGGUAAAGAGAGAAAGUACUUCAUUGCAGCUGAAAUGGAGAAGUGGAAUUAUGCUCCCACAGGCAAGAACUUAUUUAACGGUCAGCCACUAGAUGCAGAAGGAAGUGAUUCUGAGAUUUUCUUCAAGAGAAGCAUUGAUAGAAUAGGAGGAGAAUACUGGAAAGUUCGUUACAUUGAAUAUAUUGAUGAAACCUUUAGCACUAGAAAAAAUCGAUUACAUAUGGAGGAACAUCUAGGAAUACUUGGCCCAGUAAUCAAAGCUGAAGUUGGAGACACCAUUUUUGUUACAUUUAUGAAUAAUGCAAGCCGUCCCUACAGCAUUCAGCCUCAUGGUGUAAGUUUUACCAAGGAGUUUGAUGGGACGAACUAUGUUGAUGGUUUUGAGAAAAAUGGUUCCCACGUAGAGCCCGGUACAUCCUUCAAAUACAAAUGGACCGUACCAGAACACGUUGGACCUACAGGGAAUGAUCCACCCUGCCUAACUUGGAUGUACUAUUCAGCCACCAAUCCAGUUGAGGACACCAAUUCUGGCCUUGUUGGACCAUUGAUCAUUUGCAGACAGAAUAUGUUAAAUCAAGAUGGUUCACAGAAAGACACUGACCAAGAGUUUUACUUGCUGUAUACAGUUUUUGAUGAGAAUCUUAGUUGGUAUCUUCCAAAGAAUUUGGAGACAUUCAUUCAAAAUACUUCCAACAUCAAUCAGGAGGAUGAAGAAUUUCAAGAAUCAAACAAAAUGCAUGCUAUUAAUGGCUACAUGUUUGGUAACUUGCCUGGGCUGGAGAUGUGCAAGGGUGACAAUGUUUCGUGGCACUUGAUUGGACUUGGCACUGAAAUCGACAUGCACGGAAUUUACUUUCAAGGCAACACAGUCCGCCUGAGGGGGACCACCCAUGAUGUAUUAAAUGUGUUUCCUCAUACCUCCGCAACAGUCUUCAUGCAGCCAGAUGAUAUUGGUACAUUUAAGGUCAUCUGCCGAACAGCUGAUCACUAUAUGGGUGGAAUGAAACAUAUGUAUCAUGUUCGAAACUGCAAUAAAAGUAUCCCGGGCCAGGUUUACAAGACAUUCCGAAUGUACUACAUUGCUGCAGUGGAGAUUGAGUGGGACUAUUCUCCUGACAGGAGCUGGGAGCUGGAAAGACACAAUGCAACCAAAGAAGAAAGUUAUGGCCAUGUGUUUGUUGGUACAGGGCAAGGUAAAAUCGGGUCAAAGUACAAAAAGGUUGUUUACAGGGAGUUUACAGAUGGAACUUUUACCACACAGAAAAUGAGGCUACCAGAAGAACAGCAUUUGGAAAUACUCGGUCCAAUUAUUCGAGCAGAAGUUGGUGACGUUAUCAUGGUCAUAUUUAAGAACUUAGCUUCCCAACCUUACUCCAUACACCCACAUGGUGUUGAAGAGGUAAACAGUGGUAAACACCUCAAAGUACCAGUUACCAAGCCAGGUCAGGUCAAGAUCUACAGAUGGAAUGUUCCGGAAAGAUCAGGCCCUGGCAGUGGAGACUCAAAUUGCAUCACCUGGACUUAUUAUUCUGCAGUAAAAUUUGUGAAGGACCUGUACAGUGGUUUGGUUGGCCCCCUGGUAACCUGUCGUAAAGGAAUACUCAAACAGAAUGGCAUGAGGAAAGAUGUUGAUCGGGAAUUUGCUUUAUUGUUUCUGGUAUAUGAUGAAAAUGAAUCCUGGUACUUGAAUGACAAUAUCAUCAAUUAUCUCCAUGCGGAUCCAGCUGAGUUCAAGAAAACAGAUGAGUUUGUAGAAAGCAAUAAAAUACAUGCAAUUAAUGGGAAGAUCUAUGGAAAUCUUCAUGGACUGACGAUGGUUAAAGGAGAGAAGGUUGACUGGUAUUUACUGGGUAUGGGAAAUGAAGUAGACAUGCACACUGUUCAUUUCCAUGCCCAGAGUUUUAUCUAUAGGAUGGAUAAUGAUUACAGAGCGGAUGUGUACGAUCUCUUCCCUGGAACAUUCCAGACUGUAGAAAUGAUUGCAUCGAACCCUGGUACUUGGCUGUUGCAUUGUCAUGUAACUGAUCAUAUUCACGCUGGCAUGGAAACUGUUUAUACUAUCCUGAAUCGCACAGACCAUGCAAGGACUACUGUGCAAAAUCAAUUUACAUAUUCUAUAACAAAUGAUGGCACUGAAUUAAAGAUAGACUUCCUGGGGAACAAGCUCGAUAAAAGUGAAAUCAAAUUAAUGCUGGCAUUGCUUCUCAUUAUUGGUGUAUUUUUACUGCUGAUUUCUUUGGUAUUUCUUAGUGUUAUUAUUUACCUACAUGGAAAGAAGUCGUUUAGUCAAGUGAGCCGGUCCUCAAUCCCAAUGAAUAGCAUUUGAUUUGCUCCAGUUUGCUACUGUUCUUUGAUUAUAUUCAAGAAUUUAUUUUUAAAAUUCUGUUCAUUAUAAAUGAAUGUACAUUUUUGGAACCUGACUAAGCUUCUGAUUUUAGGAUUUAUUCUGAUGAAAUCUAAUAAUUACAACCAGAAUUCCAAAAUGGGAUAAAAUCGUAAAGUAUAAAUAUCAACUUCAAGUUAAAUUAAAUUCUAGAGUUAAAAGCAAAUAAAUGAGCAUUAAGUGACUGUCUUUUCCCUCUUUUCAAAAUAGACUGCCAUUUGCAGGGUUGAUUUUAACACCCAGCAUACCCACACCCACCCAUCCCACCAGUUGGGAAUGGUGCCUGGGAUGUGUUAAAAUCUGUUAAGUCAUCUAACUGGCCUGAAGUUGCUCCUUCAAACUCCUGAAAGAAUCCUUGGACCACCCCCGCCCCCCACCAACCGCUUCGAUCUUUCCUCUCCCUCACCUAAUCAACAUCUGGCCUGCAACCCACCCCAGCACAUGCCUAGGACUCUUCCAUUGGGUUUGCCCCGAUUCCUGCUCCUGCCUGCUGCCUCGAGGCCAUUCUUGGCAUGUUAGAGCAGGAGACUGACGUGCAAUGUUAAAACGAGGUAUGGCAGUUAAAAUUGGCCAAUCUAUGCUGUUGUUUUAGGUGUGCCAAAAACUUUAGGUCCUCUAUGGACCAAUACGAACCCAUACGACCAAAUUCUCCAGUUGGCAAGCGGGGGCAGGGCCCACCCUCUGAUGCGUAAAAUGAUGCAUGGUGACGUUGGGUGGGCAUCCCGACAUCACCGCGCGUCAUUUAGAUUUUCAGCCGACUCAGUGCGCACCCGCCGA